This is a messenger RNA of Medicago truncatula (barrel medic), 2067 nucleotides long. Its product is annotated as probable cyclic nucleotide-gated ion channel 16. The record is from RefSeq and is a predicted model, not a curated record. Gene Ontology annotation, molecular function: monoatomic ion channel activity. Gene Ontology annotation, biological process: transmembrane transport; monoatomic ion transport. Gene Ontology annotation, cellular component: membrane. The transcript is spliced from 7 exons. Lineage: Eukaryota; Viridiplantae; Streptophyta; Magnoliopsida; Fabales; Fabaceae.
AUGAACAAAUUGAUAAAGGAGGAUUAGGAGAGAACUAAAACAAAAAUACUCCAUCCACGUUCACCAUUUGUGGCAAAAUGGAACGUAACAUUCCUCUAUGCUUGUCUCUUUGCUUUGUUUUUAGACCCUCUUUAUUUCUAUAUUCCUAUUACAGGAGACAAAGCGUGCAUGGAAACAGAUUUGGUUCUUGGUUUGUUAGUCACGUUCUCGCGAACCGUCGCAGAUCUCUUCUUCUUGUUUCACAUAAUUCUUAAGUUCAGAACUGCCUUCAAUUCUCCUACCUCUUUCGUUUAUGGUCGCAAAGAACUUAUCACUGAUCCGGGUCAGAUCGCCCGCCGAUAUAUCAAGCAUGAUUUCAUUAUUGAUCUUCUUGCCACCCUUCCUUUGCCUCAGGUUAUCAUUUGGGUUGUGAUUCCAGCUACAAAGAACUCAAAUGCAGCUCAUGUAAACCACACAUUGUCCCUAAUAGUUCUCAUUCAGUUCAUUCCUAGAUGUUUUCAGAUUUUUCCUUUACAACGUCGAAUCUUAAAGACUAGCGGCCUUAUAGCCAAAACUGCUUUAGCAGGGGCAUUGUACAAUCUUGGUUUCUACAUGCUGGCCAGCCAUGUUUUAGGAGCAACAUGGUAUGUGUCAUCUAUUCAAAGACAAUAUGAGUGUUGGAGAAUAAUGUGCAAGAAGGAAAUGAACAGAACACAUUCUCCUUCUUGUGAUCCUUCUUUUCUUGAUUGUAGCACACUUGUUAAUAAUGAACGUCAAGUUUGGUUCAGACGCACUAGAGUCCUCACAGCUUGUGAUGCAUUCCAGGAUAAAAAUCACUUUCAGUUUGGAAUGUUUGCUGAUGCUUUUACUGAUCACGUCUCUUCCUCAAGAUUCUUCCAAAAAUAUUUUUAUUGCCUCUGGUGGGGUUUGAAAAAUCUAAGUUCAUAUGGACAAAAUCUUAAGACUAGCACUUACAGUGGUGAAACAUUAUUUUCAAGUUUUAUAUGUAUAGCAGGUCUUAUACUGUUUGCACAUCUCAUUGGUAACAUGCAGAAUUAUCUGCAAUCUACAACUGCAAGACUUGAAGAGUGGAGACUUAAACAAAAAGAUACAGAAGAAUGGAUGAAUCAUCGCCAACUUCCACCAGAACUACAAGAACGUGUUCGUCGCUUUGUUCAGUACAAAUGGCUUGCUACUAGAGGUGUUGACGAAGAAGCCAUUUUGAAAUCCUUGCCUGUUGAUCUUCGCCGCCAGAUUCAGAGGCAUCUCUGUCUUGACAUUGUUCGCCGGGUACCAUUUUUCGGCCAAAUGGAUGAUCAGCUUCUAGAUGCUAUAUGCGAACGUUUAGUAUCAUCAUUGAACACAAAAGGCUCAUACAUAGUUAGAGAAGGUGAUCCAGUGAAAGAGAUGCUUUUUAUCAUCAGAGGAAGUAUAGACAGUUCUACAACAGAUGGUGGUAGAUCAGGAUUCUUCAAUUCAAUCACACUAAAACCAGGUGAUUUUUGUGGUGAAGAAUUGCUAACAUGGGCUUUAAUGCCAGCAUCUAGUCUAAACCUUCCAUCAUCUACAAGAACUGUUAAGACACUAAGUGAAGUAGAAGCAUUUGCACUUAGAGCAGAAGAUCUCAAAUUUGUGUCAAGCCAGUUUAAGCGUCUUCAUAGCAAGAAACUGCAACAUGCUUUCAGAUACUACUCUCAUCAGUGGAGAGCUUGGGGGGCAUCUUUUAUACAAGCUGCGUGGCGGCGUCAUAGGAAGAGACAAUUGGCAAUGGAGUUGUUAGAGAAAGAGAAUUUGUAUUAUGAAAAUGUGAUGGAGCUAGAGGAUUAUGAAGAGAGUGGUGGAGGAGAGAGUUCUAUGGGAUUGGAGGAGGAUAAUGCUAGUCAUGGUUUUGGUGCUACAUUUUUGGCUUCAAAAUUUGCUGCAAACACUAAGAAAGGAGCAGUUAAAAAGGUGACAAUGAUCCCUGAUAGUAGCAGUUUAAAGAUGCCCAAGAUGUUUAAGCCAACUAUGCCUGAUUUCUCAACAUUUCAUGAAGAUUAAUUAAUUAGUUUUGAAGUCUCAUGAGGACUGAAUUAUGAAUGAGGACAA